UCCCACCUGCGUUGACUUUUAAGGAGGGAACUUGCGGUGCAUCACAUCUCACCUUUUCUCCUCGAUCCCUCAUGUCCCUCAAUCAACGGCAGCAGCCGCUGCCGACGGUGGCUAAACACGGCCUACUGAUGUCCUCGCGUGCCUCUUUCAGCGCCGCCCAGCCACAAGGCAUCGUGUCUUCCUUCCUCCUCAGUCGGUCCGGCCUUCUCUCGGUCCUCGUGCUCCUCCUCUUCCUUGUCGUCUUCGUCCCACUGCCCGGUCGUCGACCCAUGUUCGCCCUCUUCUCCUCCUCCGGCGACUACGGACCCGUAUCCCGAUGGAAGGACUACACGCUGGCCCGCGCUGCGGCCUCCGCUGCCCGCAACGGCACUCUCAUCGUUUCCGCCGUGAGCGAACCCUUCCUCCCCUUGCUGAACAACUGGCUCAUCAGCGUCGCACGGCAGAAGCGGCAGGACCAGGUGCUUAUCUUCGCAGAGGACUACGCCACCCUCUACGAGAUCAACCGCCGGUGGCCUCGCCACGCCGUCCUGGUCCAGCCCGCUCCUGAUUCCCAAACUGCCCACAAUUUCGGAUCUCAGGGAUUCUUCAACAUCACAUCGCGGCGGCCUCGCCACUUGCUGGACAUUCUGGAGCUAGGAUACAGCGUCAUGUACAACGACGUCGACAUGGUGUGGGUGGCGGAUCCAUUCCGUUACCUCGAAGGCAAUCACGAUGUAUACUUCGCCGACGAUGAGGUCGCCGUGAAGCCCCUAAAUCACUCUCAUGACUUGCCGCGGCCAGGGACCAACGGCAAGACCUACGUCUGCAGCUGCAUGAUUUUCCUCCGUCCGACGAGGGGCGCCAAGAAGGCGUUGAGCAGUUGGAUCGAGGAAAUCCAAAACCAGCCCUGGUCCGAGAACACGCACACGAACGACCAGCCUGCGUUCAAUUCUGCUCUGAACAAAACUGCAGGAGAGGUGGACUUGUACUUGUUACCUCAAGCUACAUUCCCACCGGGAGGGUUAUACUUCCGGAACGGGGAUUGGGUGGAGAGAACUCGAGGCCUGCACGCCAUCGUCCACAACAACUACAUCGUAGGCCUUCAAAACAAGAUACAACGUUUCAAAGACUACGGGCUCUGGCUGGCGGAUAACCACACUGAUGAAUCACCACUCGGCAGAAUAUAAGCCAACAAGAUCCACUCAACUCAACUCAACUCAACUCCAGGUUUUACCUUGUUGCAAGUUUUCCUUUAAAAGUUUGAACGAUUCUUUAUUUAUUAUUAAAUAAAAAAUAUUACCUCAUUUUAAUUUGUAUUAAUCCUAAAUAUCUUCUAAUUUAUUUUGAUUUUUUACUAAUAAUCUCAAUGAUGAAGAGUUUUAUUUUUUCAGGAAAAAAUUAAUUUCUCUUUUGGAUGAGCCCUGCU
Zingiber officinale is the source of this 1405-nucleotide messenger RNA. Its product is annotated as UDP-D-xylose:L-fucose alpha-1,3-D-xylosyltransferase MGP4-like. Bases 72 to 1166 code for a protein of 364 amino acids. The record is from RefSeq and is a predicted model, not a curated record. The transcript has 4 exons. NCBI's taxonomy places the organism in Eukaryota, Viridiplantae, Streptophyta, Magnoliopsida, Zingiberales, Zingiberaceae. Gene Ontology annotation, molecular function: glycosyltransferase activity. Gene Ontology annotation, cellular component: Golgi apparatus.